GAGGUGAAGUAGUGGAGAGAGAGAGUUGGUAGGUUCACUUCGCUCCUCGUAACCAUCCAGUGCAGUAGUCAACCCGCACUUGCUCUCUCCCACGCGACUACAGCAGCAAUUGGCAAGAUGGUGUCCCGACAGACUCUGGGAGCGGCCCUUGUGGCUCUCCUUUGCACCUCCCUCGUGACCUCCACCUUAGCAGCUUCCAUGGACGCACAGGAGGCUCCGGUGGGAAGGAAAUUCGUCACAAAGUCCAACAAUAUAAAAAAGAAUGAGGACUUAAGAAGGGACACACAACCACAGCCUCGACCCCAGCAGGCAGCUCCUUCCCCAGCCAAACAGGGCGUUGCUGCUGACGGAGGCUUCCAAUGGGGCAACGUUUUCAACAUGGUAAUGAAGGUGCUGUUCGGCGGCCCCAUCUCAGGACCCAACGGCGCCUCGGACAAGAUGGACUACAUCACCCAGCUCACCACCGGAGAAUUCUCAUGGUCCAAGCUGGUGUCCCUCGGAGUUCAGCUGCUCCUCAACGUGCUCGGCGGGGGAGACAACGCAGCUAUCGACAAGAUGGACUCCGGCUCUCCCGUCGAGGGCAUCCUGACGGCCCUGAUCUCCUACCUGACCGGCUCUAACAACCCCGACGAGGUUGGCGUGAUGGCUAAGCAGGCAUCUGAGCUGUUCGGUCUCGUGGUCACCCUCCUAGACGCCCUCCGCACCAGCUUCUCCCAGAGGUCCUUCGACGCUCGCAGCAUUGGUACCUCUGACCCACUUGCAGAUGCUGGAGUCGCUGCCACCACCAUGCUCAAGACUUACAUCAAAACAUACGAGACUGAGGACGACAUUUGCAUACAGAAAUACCUUUGUGAGGCCAACUCUGACUGCGUCCACGGCACUGGAGACACCGGCUACCUGUUCUGCCAGGUUGCAACGUACGGCAUGAGCUACCUGCUGGAGCGCGGCACCUACACUCCCUUCGAGAUCUUCAACGACGCCGGCAGGAGGGGCCGCGUGGGGGAGAACUGCAAGAUGGUUUUCAGCGAGUGUAACCAGGUCUAAGGCGCCUCCCAGGUUCUCCCAGUGUUGUGAGGGCACCCGAUUUGCUCUGACAGGUAUUCUUUGGGCGUCCCCGGCAGAUAGUGAUAUUUAAACGUAGUAUGUAAUUCUUUUUAGGUGGUCUAACUGCUUCUAGACUUCAUGAGAGCAUUUGGGCGUGGUCAGAAGGCGUUCUAACUCUAUACAAGUGUAUCCAAAGGCGUUCAAAGGCGUUAUAAGCGUCUUUUAAGAGCAUCGCAACGCCUCACCGCCAUUUUAGUGUACCAUAGAAAAUUUUCCGGACAGUUGUGAGCGCUCUAGUGAUUUAUCGGAGCCCUCGCCAAUAUGCUGCGGCGGCGUGUCUCCCCGGCUGUGUCCUCCGCACUGACUGACUCAAAGGACCCAGGGACUGAAGGAGACACAGCCGGGGUGCUCUCGCCGCCCCACGCACCCUCAGAACCCUAACACUGCUGACGGAACAGACUGACGCACGGACGUUCUUCAUGUUACGUAGCAUUAUGUUAUUUAUUCUCCUUCAUUCGCUUUGACGCUUUGCCUGGGCGUCUCUAGGGACUGUUUAUGUUAAGAUUAGAGGCAUUGAGGUGAUGGAGGACGUCAAUAGGAGUGAGCAAGAGAGAGAAUGAAGUGAAUGGUUGUGUAUGAGAGAUAAGAGUGAGAUUAAAAAAAAAAAAAAUUUGACUUACAUGCAAAGUACUUACAGGGCAGUUCUGUUUACGAGUAUUAAUCAAUCAUAUUUACACUAGUGGUAUCUGUAUAUCAAGGAUGUAUUUAAGUAGACACGUAUAGCCUCCUUCCAACGAUAUAAUCCCGUAGACGUAAAGAAAUACAUAGGUUAGUAUUUAUAAACUACUUCUAAUCCCCCCCUGCCCCUCCCCAGCCUGACCUGACCACUCCUAUACCAUCUCCCACCAGUCCCUACCUCCAUGCCAUCUAGAGCCUUGCCCGUGUCCCUUUCCACUGACUCUCGACCCUGCAAGAUGACCUGAGGCUGACCUGGCGUGACUUGUGCUGACUUUAGGGGGUCGAGGGUCAGCUGAUGGCCACGGCGGGGUUGGUAGGCUGGAAACUUGAGAUUUAAGAUCGUCUAUCCAGUGUCACCUUGUGUUGUGAUACCAAAAAAUGUGCUGCUGUUUCCUUUUUUUUUUUUUUUUUUGUCUUUUCCCGAGGUUGGUUUUCUUUCACUCGUCUCGUCGUGAAACUAAGAAAUUUUAAUGUUGCAAAGUAGUGAAAGGGAAAUUACUUGGUUCGUUCAAACGGAAUGAAAAGAAAAAAGUCCUUUCAUGUUUUAAAUUGAGUUUUUUUCACGUUCCUCUGACUUGAAAUACCUUGGAAUUAGAAAGUUUUGUGAAUGUUUAAAGAUUAUGAAAGGAAAAGUGUAAUUUACGUUCGUGGCAUCUUAAAAUUUUUCACGUUCUUUGCCAACACCUGAAAACUCCGUAAAGAAGCGAGACUUUUUGCAUAUUCAGACGUAAUAAAAAGAAUUGUUUAUUGAAAUACCGGAUCAUAAGUUGCUUCAGUUCUGAAUUUGUGAGUUUUGUUUUCAUAUUUCUCUCUGGAUUUUGUUUUUUUUCGAACGCUCAGUUUUCAAAUUAUUACCAGACGUGUUUUCAUUAAUGUUAGUUUGAGGCGAGUGAAAGAUUCAGUCUCUGGGUGAAUAGUGGCACCCUUGUCCCUCCUUCCCCCCCCUCACCUUACAAUGUUGCUGCCCCCCCCACACACACACCCCCUACCCCACCCCAGUACCUGACUCACUCCCCUGGACUCCCACACACCUGUAGCAACACACACACACACACACACACACACACACACACACACACACACACACACACAAACAGAUAGACAGACACACGUUUUCAUUAUUUAUUUAUUUGUUAUUUGUUAAGUUUGAGCAUAAUCAUUCCCGCUGGCGGGUCAAAACAGGAACAAAAAAAAAAAAAAAAAAAAAGAUAAAUAUAUAUGAUGUUUAAAGGCAUGUAUAUCUACAAAGCCACGACUCAAAGGCAGACGACAACUGGACCAGCUGCUAACGACCCUUGACUACCCCCACCAUCGCCACCACCACCAUGACCCCCUAGGUGCUAAUUACACCUGCAACACCUGCCUCACAUGCCCUGCUGGCUUCAGGUGCCUUGUGAUGUAACACUGGUGGUGGUGACGGUGAUGCGUGGUGAUGGGGUGAUGGGGUGAGGGAGGGGGGAGUCAGCAGGCCUGGACUCCCCCCUCCUCCCCCUUCCCCUACCAAGCAGCGACGGACUGUACCCCUUCCCUCGUGGCAAUAAACUCAUGUGUCAACUGACUGACUUCUUCCUAACCCACGACCGUCCCUCCUUCCUCCUGACCUUGCCUCCCUCCCUCCCACGACCUGACGACGCAGCGAGGGGCGCGGCGACGACCACAACGACUCAAUGGACGACGACACAAUACAAAAAAAAAAAAAAAAAACACCACAGUAGAUAAAUUAUGACCACUUAGGGAAAUUAGGUUAAAAAGUGUGUGCAUUUAUGGUUAGCGAGUUACGAAUUCUUGGUUAAGUUUAGUUAUUGAAGUUCUGGCAUUUAUUGAAACUUUUAACACGAGAAAUACUAAUAAAAAUAGUACUGGUUUGUAAUAUGAAACCCGCUAUUAUUGCUGCACAUUUACCUUAAGAUGUAGUUAUUCUAGCUAUCAAUAGCACAAGAGGAAGAUCUUAAGACUUAUUUAGCAUAACUUCAAGACAUUUUUUUUUUUUCUAAGACAAGUUAAACGUUCAGAAAGUUUUUUUUUUUCCAAGCAGUCAAGUUAAAACGUUAAAAGUUACGUUUUCCCCAAGCAAUCAUCUUAAGACGUUCAAGAAGUCAAGAAUUUUCACAGCAAUCAAGAUGAAAACGUUCAGAAAGUUAAGUUUUUUCCCAAUCAAUCAGGUUAAGACGUUCAGAAACUCCAGUAUUUUCCCAAACAGUCAAGUUAAGACGUUCACUGAAAUGUCAUGUUCUUAAAUCGAUAGAAAAUGACACUGAAUGAAGAUAACAAGACUACUGAGCUUGACAGGAAUUGACAACAAUAACGAACUGAUUUCGAGUGAGGUGAGAACAAUGUGACACCAAUGCUUUGAAAGACUGAACAUAUUUUAGUGAAUUUUGAAGUAUUUUCACAGCAAUCAAGAUGAAAACGUUUAGAAAGUUAAGUUUUUCCCAAUCAAUCAGGUUAAGACGCUCAUAAACUCCAGUAUUUUCCCAAACAGUUAAAUUAAAACGUUCAGUCAACUGUCAUGUUCCUAAAUCGAACAGAAAUUGACGCUGACAGAAAAUGACAAGACUACUGACCUUGACAAGACUAAUGAACUGAUUUAUAGUGAGGUGAGCACAAUGUGACACCAAUGCUUUGAGAGACUGUACAUAUUUCAGUGAAUUUUGACGUUCUUAGGUCGAACAGAAACCGAAAAGACUAAUAACUUGAUCUAUAUUAAAAGCUUAGUACAAUAUGACAUCAGUUCAUGAGACAGUACAUAUAUCAUUGAAUCUUCCCGUUCCAAGGUCGAAUAUAAGGUGAUACAUACUAAAACUGACAAGACUAAUGAAAUUUAUACAUAUAUUAACUCUUUCACUGCUACACAAAUUUUCUUCAAUGCCUACAACUUUUUAGACUGUAUUUUUGUGCCACUCGGAAAUUUUUUUUUUUUUUUUGUAGCUUAAAAGACAAUAUUACCUUCUGCUUUGCCUCUUUUCUCUCAUGUGUCUCCCUGCAAACAGUCUUUACAGUGCUAGGAAGAUUAAAGAAGGACGACCGUAGCAGAAAAAGGGUUAAUAGCUCGGUAUAAUCAGCCACUUGUGAGACAGUGCUUCAUUCCCUCCACUGCUAACACCAGCUGACACCACACUGCCAAACACUGCCGCCUACUGCACACCACUGCUGACGGAUACGCUACUUAUACUCCUUACUGCUGACUUGACAACUGAUAAAAAAAAAAUCAAACUGGUGACUCUGACUUACAGAUCUCAUUUUACUGACUAAGCUGCUGAUAACUACUGACUUACGACGUUCUUCUGACUCUGCUGAUAAAUUCUACUGAGAAAUUACACCGGUUUUCCACUUCUGACUCAAAAUGGUAAGAAGAUAAUGAGUAAUUGAUUAACCUGACGAGAUGAUUGACUAACUACUUAACUCAACCACUGAAACCUACUUAGUAUAUCACUGCACUGACUCCUUCCUGCUGACUGACUGUACUGUUAACCUACUGAACCAGUGAAACUUGAGUAUAUCACUGUGUUGACUGCUUCCUGCUGACUGAACUAUUGACAAUCUAACUGAACCACUGAAACUUACUUUAUUGACUUGUUACCUGUUGACUGGAUGAUCUUAACUAAUGGUAACUUUACUGAUGACCUGACUAACUGCUGAUAAACUACUGCUAACUACUGAAUUGACCCUUGGCAUUUACUGACUGACAAAUUUCAAACCUUUCAUAGAUGCAAAUGAUACUGAGCCACUGACUUUGAAAUGAACUCUUGUCAACAACUGAAUUUGCUGAUAACUAAAAUACUGACAACUGAUUUUCGACUGCUGGCAAUAACUAAGUUUCUGACGACUCUACUGAACUGAACAGCUGAUAACUAAAUUGUAUUACUGAUAACUUAAUUGGACAGCUGACAAGAGAACAGAUGAGAGCUUAACUGACUGCUGACAAACAAUUAAUGACCUGCUGGCAACCAAAGUGAACUGAAAAUUUAACUGAAUUACUGAAAAAUUAACAGAACUUAACUGAAUUGACUAACUGAAUGGCUGACACUUAUUGAACUAAGAAAAAACUGAACUUCUGAGAGCUAGUGAACUGAAUAUUACUGGCAAAACUAACCUACCAAAAAAAAGAGCUGCUGAUGACUAGAUGGGAACUGAAUCUACAUUAAAUAAACUGACUUGCUGACAUUAACUUUACUAAAUUAACUUUACUAAACUGCUGAUAACUAAACUGAAUUCCUGACAACUUUACUGAGCCUUUGACAAUGACUAAAUUUUCUAAACAAAUUAACUACUGCUGACAAGUGACCUGACCCUGACAUCACUGAAUUUCUGGCAAGCAUAGCAACUGAUAAACUGACAAACUGACAACCUUACUUCAAUUACCGAGAACUAAACUGAACAGCUGACAAAUGAACUGAACUGCUGAAAAUUUAAUUAGCUGACAUCUGAAUGGACUUACUGACACCUGAACUGAAUACUGAUAAUUGAAAUAACUGCAAAAAAUCGAAUUAAUGACGGGUUUACUGAAUCAUGGAGAAUUCGACUGAAAAAAUAGCAAGUGGACUGUGAAAUACUGAUAUGUGAAUGAAUUACUGACAUUUUAACUGAGCUAAUGACAUUUUUUUACUAAACUAAUGACAACUUUACUGAGUUCCUGACAACUAGAGUGAACUGACAUUAAUUCUAGAUAGCUAAACUGAACUGAUCACUUUUAACAACUCAAUUGAACUCAUGACAACUUGAUUAAACUAUACACAACUAGACUGAGCUGCUGAUGACUUAAAGUGCUAAACUAAUGACAACUUUAAUGAACGCCCAACUGAACUGUGAACAACUUAACUGAUGACUGAGCUAAACUACUGAUUACUACCUGACUGAACUGCUAAAAAAACAAAUUGCUGACUAUAACUGAGUAAGGCUAAACUGCUGACUAGUAAAGGGGUAACUAAUUAACUUAAUUAAACUGAACUAAACUGAAUUUCUGACAAGGAGAACUGAUAGUCAAACUCCUGAUUAAACUGGACCAAAUGCUGAGAACUUUACUGAAUGACUGACAACUGAACUGAAUAGCUGACAAAUAAAGUGAGCCACUGACAAAUUAACUGAACUACUGACAUCAAAAUCCACGUGAACUGCCGACGAGUAAACUAAACUGACGACAAGCUAAACUGAUUACUGACUGACAAACAAACUGAACAGCUCCCAACUAACUGCUGAAAGGAGAAUUAAACUGACACUUAACUGACCUACGAACAAAUAAACUAUGACUAUAACUACUACUACUACUACUACUACUACUACUACUAGUACUACUGCUACCUGACUGAAUUUGACAUGCAGUAGACGAUAAUAUCAACUUUAAGCUCACAUAUAUCGACUAUUAAAGACUACUACUACUACUACUACUACUACUACUACUACUGAGAGUUGAAAGAGAAGGGAUAAAUACUGAAGGUUGAAUUCAGAACUAACUAUGCGUCUUAUGAGUUAUUCACGCUAGGAAAGGAAAGCAAACAGUUAACUUGUGCCAAAAUAAUUAACAGGAGUUCAUUUACUAAGACUUAUACUAUUGUUACUACUACUACUACUAGUACUACUACUGUAUACUAAAAUGACUUGAAUAAGUUCUCGAAUCUAAGUUUUUUUUUUUUUUUGAAAGAUGGUGGUUCUAACUCAUUCUUUUUCUUGUGGAGUACAGAUCACGUCAUAACUUAACCUGAUAAAAAAAAAAAAAAAAAGUUGACUAAAUCUUUAAAUCUUGACUAAAAGGUGAAACUGGAUUGACACUUGACCGAAGCCUGACUGAAUUUGAUUGAAGCUUAACUGAAACUUGACUGAAAUUUGGGUGAAACUUGAGAAAAACUGUACUUGAACUUUACUGAAACUUGACUGACACGUGACUGAAACUAAACUGAGACUUGACAAAGGCUAUACUGACACUUGACCGAAAAUUUACGGAAACUUUGACUGAAUCUUUGUAACUUGACUGAAACAACCGAACGUAAAUGAAAACUGAAGCUUAACUGAAACUUGGCUGAAACUUAAAGACUACUUAAACAUAUUCGAAAAUUAACUAAUACUUGACUGAAUUUUGACUGACGCUAUUGAAACUUCACUUAAACUUGACUGAAAAGAGUUAAAUUGAACGCAGUGGAAAAAAAUAGCUAACUUAGGGAAACUGGGAACUUAGAGCUUGAGAGACGAAGGACAACAGGUAGGAAAACUUAAUUGAGAACGUAACAGUUUGAGGACAGGUAGAUAAUUAGCAAGGAAACAUGUUCUUUUAAUUAAACAUACUCACUAUCAAUUUCCUUCUUAAUAUUAUCUAUUCUGAAAGUAAUCUAAUAUAGGCUUAAAAUAUUCUUUCCCAACGUUAUCUAAAACUUAAACCAAUCCUAACCUAAUACCUAUCGCAAUUUGACCUAAACUGACCUGAAAUUUACCCUAACCUAACCUAACACACAUCAUAAGCUGACCUGACCUGAAAUACAACCUAACCUAAAGCAUUAAUUGACCUAAUCUGACCUAACCUGACGUGACGGAACCUGAAUGUAACCUAGAGGAACCCCACAUUACCUUCUCUGUUAUGUAUGUGAUGACUUAACGGAGACUGGGGAUGAAAAAUAUACAAUUCUUAUAAUAUCAAGACGUAAACUGACUAUAUUAACUUAGAAUAAAGACUUAAGGUUGGACGACUCCACAAGACUCUACUGCCAGAAGAAUUACAGGUAUGGACGAACAGGUAACGCUUCCUACGAUUACAAUGACGACUACAGUGACCUUCCUCAUACCUCGCAUUACACCAUUACGUUACUGACACUGUAAUGAUCCUCCAUGACCUCCCACCACCUUGCAGCACACCUCCACAGUUUUCUAGAUUACUUUGACUAACACUGACACACGUAACUAAGAUAAACUGAACUGAACCUGAAAAAAAAAGUUAUAUCACUCAAACUCAAGACUUUUUAUGUGAUUCAUCUCGACUGACCCAAAACUCAGUUAGGAAAUAGUAAUGAAUUUAACUUCUUAAUUCGUAACUUCUAAGGUGCCACUUUUGACCAACACGUAACUUAGAAAACCGCAAAACGACAACCACCAUCUUGAUACCUCCUUACGAACUGACUAACCACUUAACUAACCAACCACUUAACAAACGAUACCUUUUUGACUUAGUAAACUUAGCAAGCUGAAAAACCACCGCGAUACAACUUAUUAACUACCUAACUGAAUAACGACUCACACGACUUCUAGGUAAUGACAACUUCAAUACGGCAGACUCAGUGACACUCAAACACGACUUGCAAAUCCAUGGCAGCCCAGAAUGACCACAAAAGGAAUUGAGUGACGACUUAACGACCUGCAGAACAUGACAAGGAGCGCUACGACUUUCAGGAGCACUUAUCGGUCUUAUAACACGUACACAUAACGACCACAUUGAUGUUCACCUUGAUUUGAUCCUUUAACGACCUUAGUGAUCUACAGAACGACUAAUUUGACUGUUUUUAUGAGAGAGAGAGAGAGAGAGAGAGAGAGAGAGAGAGAGAGAGAGAGAGAGAGAGUGUGUGUGUGUGUGUGUGUGUGUGUGCGAGCGUUUCUGGACAACAAUCCCACCUGCACUUUACUUACGAUGAAUGGGUGAAUGAUACGAAAGCUUUCUGUGAUAGUGAAGAAAAAAAAAUGUAUAAUGAAAAAAAAAAAUAUGAAAAAGGAUGAAAAGUAAAAUAAAAAUUCAAUCUGACGAAUGUAAAAUAAGACAGUGAUUCAUUAUUGCUGUUGUUGUUUGCACUUAUUAAUGUUGUUGAUCUUUUUUUUUUUUUUUUCGUUAUUUUAGUUAGACGUGAGAUGGACAGAAGCGCGAGAGACGAGAGAGACAGACAAACAGACAGAUGUACAGACAGACUCAAAGCGAGAACAUUUUAAGACAGGCAUUAAGAGACAAAGCAAAGAGAAAGAUAUACCAAAAUGACAGACAGACAGAUAGACAGAUAAACAGAAAGAUAGACAGACAGACAGAUGAACAAACAGACAUAUAAAGACAGAUAGACAGACAGACAGACAGAUGAACAAACAGACAUACAGAAGAGAAAAGAAAGACAACAGAUAGACAGACAGACACACAGAUAGACACACAGAAAGACAGAAGCUUGAGAAACGAAAGAUGAUAGAGAAACAAAUUAACAGACAGACAGACAGACAGACAGACAGAUGGACAGACUUAAACUAACAGAAAACGUGAAGAGAGUCAUUGAGAGACAGAAGUGGAAAGAAAAUAUAGAGAUAUAACGAAAUAACAGACAAACUGACAGGCAGACAAAUAGACGGAGAGACAGAUAGAAGAAAGGCAGACUGUAUACCAAAAUAAAGGCAAUUAGACAAACAAUUAAGACAAAGGACGGGGAAAUAGACAGGCAGGCAAACAGACAGACAAACAAAGAAAAUCAAGACUAAUAUUAAAGACAGGAAAAAAGAAAAAGGAAAAAAAAAAGAAAAGAGAAAAAAGACAAAGAAAAUAGGUGCCAAAAAAAGACAAGGGCAGACAAACAGAUAGACUGAGACAGAAAGAUAGACAGACAGACAGACAGACAGACAGGCAGACAGAAAGACAGACAGACAUACUAGCUGACUGAGAAGUAGACAAAAGUAGACAGAAAGAUUUAUUAAAGACAGAUUAAGACAGUAAAAUGAAAACACACACAUACAGACAGACAGACAAACAGAUAGAACAAUUUAGACAGAAUGACAGAUUGACGGAAAGAGUGAAGCAAAGACAGUCAAACAAGCAAACAAGACAAACAUUGGCUGACUUGCUGAAUGAGUAAUUGAAAGAAAAGACAGAAUGGCAUAAAAACAGAUAGGCAGGUAGACAGAAAAUUAGACAGACAGACAGACAGAUCAGCAAACAGAAACACAGAUAAUUACUGACUUAAUGACUGACUGACUGACUGACUGACUGACUGGAAAGACGUAAACGAGAAGAUAGAUAAAAACAGAUAGACAGACUACCACAAACAUAUGUAAACAAAACCAAACAGGAAAGGUGACAGACAGACAGACUGACUGACUGACACAGAGGCAGACUGGCUAAUUGACUGACUGACAGAAUGAAUAAAUGAAUGAAUGGACGAUUUAAUGACUGACUGAUUGAUCGAUUGACUGAUUGAAUGAUUGACUAACUGACUGACCGACUGAUUGACUGAAUGAAUGAACGAGUAUAUGUGCAAUUGAAUGACUGACUAACUGACUGACUGAACGACCUGUUGACUGGCUGACCGACUGACUAAAUGACUGAAUAAGCAAAUGACUGAAUUAAUUAAUUAACUGACCUGCUGACUGACUGAAUGAAUGAAUAAAAAAAUGUUCAUAAUUGAAUGGUUUGCUGACUGGCUGACAAGCAAAAAUAUACACAGACAGAUAGCCAAACAGACAAUGAGACAACCAGACAUACAGACAGAACAUGGACAGACAGACGCAGUGAAAGAUAGACAGACAGACAGACAGACAGACAGACAGACAGACGGACGGACAUAGAAGGACAAACACAAAGAUAAAAGAAAAUUAAUGAAAGACAGAUAGACAAACGGAGAAAGAGAAAGACAGAUAGACAAAGAGACAAAGUGAAUGACUGACUGACAAAAUAAGACAGAAGAAGACAUAACAGACAGAUGGAGAAAAUAAGGGCGAGAAUAACUGACAGAUUAACAAACACACAAGUAAACAGGUGAACAUUUUUUCGCCCCCACCUCCCCCCCAAAAAAAAAGACGAUUCACAAACAUAUCACCAAAAGUCUGUCAAGAGUUUUAUUAUCACCACCCCAAUCAACAGUUUCUCUCAGUCUCCCCUUCAACUCUCUCGGUGUAAAGUCUCCCCUCGCGAGGAACACAAAAGAAAAAAACGAAAUAAAAAUUGUAACAUCAAA
Scylla paramamosain (green mud crab) is the source of this 11678-nucleotide messenger RNA. RefSeq lists its product as uncharacterized. The record is from RefSeq and is a predicted model, not a curated record. Bases 118 to 1044 code for a protein of 308 amino acids. The transcript is spliced from 8 exons. NCBI's taxonomy places the organism in Eukaryota, Metazoa, Arthropoda, Malacostraca, Decapoda, Portunidae.